This is a messenger RNA of Rhinichthys klamathensis goyatoka, 1137 nucleotides long. RefSeq names its product carbonyl reductase 1 (gene cbr1). The record is from RefSeq and is a predicted model, not a curated record. Gene Ontology annotation, molecular function: carbonyl reductase (NADPH) activity. The coding region runs from base 110 to 940 and encodes 276 amino acids. The transcript is spliced from 4 exons. NCBI's taxonomy places the organism in Eukaryota, Metazoa, Chordata, Actinopteri, Cypriniformes, Leuciscidae.
ACUGCGAUGCUUAUGAAAGAGUAUUCCUCAGCGCAUGCGCAGUAAGCAGCGACACACUAAAAACAGGCAAAAACAAAACUGGACGGACUAGAACAGACACAUUACAGCAAUGAGCAACAGCAAAGUAGCUCUGGUCACUGGUGCAAAUAAAGGCAUCGGGUUCGCAGUCGUGCGGGCAAUGUGCAAACAGUACGCCGGGGACGUGUACCUGACAGCCCGGGAUGCUGGUCUAGGAACCGCAGCGGUGGACAGUCUGAAGAAGGAGGGGCUGACUCCUCUUUUCCAUCAGCUGGACAUCAAUGACCCAAACAGCAUCCGUACCGCACGGGACUUCUUCAGAGAGAAGUACGGGGGCCUGGACGUGCUCGUCAACAACGCUGGGAUCGCCUUCAAAAUGGCGGACACAACUCCCUUUGGGAGCCAAGCAGAAGUGACUCUGAAGACCAAUUUCUUUGCUACUAGAGAUAUGUGCAAUAUGUUCUUGCCCAUUAUCAAACCAGGAGGUCGGCUAGUGAAUGUCUCCAGUGGGAUGGGCUCGGUGGCUUUAAGCCGCUCCAGUCCAGAACUCCAGGCCCGUUUCCGAAGCGAUGACAUCACAGAGGAAGAACUGGUUGGGCUGAUGGAGCGAUUCGUUCGUGACGCUCAGGAAGGGGUUCAUUCAGAAAAAGGCUGGCCCAGCACUGCGUAUGGGGUCUCCAAAACCGGCCUCACCACCCUGACUAGAAUCCUAGCCCGAAAUCUGAUGAAAGAGAGGCCUGGAGAUAAGAUCCUAUGCAAUGCCUGCUGUCCAGGAUGGGUCAGGACUGACAUGACUGGACCAAAUGCUACCAAAUCUCCAGAUGAGGGCGCCAUCACCCCAGUAUACUUGGCAUUGCUGCCUUCAGGGGCCAAAGAGCCUCAUGGGCAGUUUGUUUCAGAGAAGAAGGUGCAGCCCUGGUGAGAGCAAGAAAGAGAAAAUAGGUUGUGUUUGUUUCUGUUGAAAAGAUAGAGUCAAGUUCAGACACAUUCAGACUAACCUCUCCAGUUUCAGACAGUCUAGUUCUAGAAAGUUUUGGUCUGAACUAAGAAUUCAGGCACUCAAAAAACACACAAAGUUACUAUGCAUUGUGUAAUUUCUUAUUAUCGUAAAUAAAACAC